AUGAACAAUGAUAUAUUUUUACAUUGCAACGCGUGUUUUGCCUAUUCGACCUCUUUUUCCAAAAAUAAAGAAAUAAGAUUUUCGUUAACCCAAUGUGGACGAGUAAUUUGUAAUUCUUGUGUCAAUAGACACGGUAAUGAUGGUAAUAAACAAAAUGGCGUUGGUAAGGGAAUCAAGGUCGAAGAAGGUAAAUCUUCCUCGAGACUUAAUGCAAAUAUUUGUUUAUUUUGCAAUGAAAAUUGCGCAAUUGUUGAAUGUAAUAAGGAUUUUCAGCAAUCCAAUACUAAAUCAAUCAUCAAUCAUUUGAAAUAUAAAGUGGCACAACAAGAAACUAUGCUUGAUAAAGCAAAUAACGAGAAAAGGGAAUUGGAAAGUCAAUUGAUCAAUCUUGCAAAUGAGAAUGUCCAAUUAAAAAAUCUGUUAAGUAUGAAUGAAAAUGCUAAUCAAUCUUCAAAUCGAUCAGAUGGAAACAGAACACCAAAACCAAAUCUAGGAGAACAUCAUCUUCCAGUUAUUAAUCAUAAUGAUGAUAUCGAUGUCAUAAAUGAGAGUGAUGAUGGAGGUUUGGUAUUAAGGCCUCGAAAAAAAAAGCCACCACAGAAAUCAUCACGAAAAUCACCACCACGAAAAUUACCACCACGAAAAUCACCGCCACGAAAAUCACCACCAUCACGACCGAUUACCAAACCUGUAACAAUGACUGAAAAUCAUCAAUCGAACAAUUACGACCCUAACUACGAUUACCUUUCAUAUUUUAAUACUCCAAGAUCAUCUUAUCCAACACCUAUCCAGGAACAACAAAAACAACAGGAACAGCAACCAAUUGAACAAAAUCAACAACAAAAUCGGCAAACAAAUCAGCAAAAAAUUAAUAAUAAGAUCAAUCAUAAUAAAUAA
This is a messenger RNA of Entrophospora candida, 897 nucleotides long. Lineage: Eukaryota; Fungi; Glomeromycota; Glomeromycetes; Entrophosporales; Entrophosporaceae. The record is from the annotation of a GenBank genome assembly.